Molecule: messenger RNA, 2296 nt
Organism: Planococcus citri (citrus mealybug)
Lineage: Eukaryota; Metazoa; Arthropoda; Insecta; Hemiptera; Pseudococcidae
Gene: CARPA
Product: Carbonic anhydrase-related protein A
Exons: 10
Coding region: 433-1473 (346 amino acids)
Molecular function (GO): zinc ion binding; carbonate dehydratase activity
Source: RefSeq, a predicted model, not a curated record
AAUUUGUUAUCAAUCAAUCAUUGCAAUUCAGGAUUCGCACGUUUUUAAUUAUUUGUGUGGCUAUGCGUAAUUAAUUAUAGAUCAUUAAUCAAUAGUUCAAGUACAUCUAUUACAUAGGGUGUUGAAAUGCCAUGAAAAACUUGAUUAUGAUUAAAACUCCAUGCGCGCUCCUCGAAUAUCAGUUAUCUUCAGUUAUUCAGGGAUCGGCUGUGAUGAGUGUUCUUUUUCGGUUAUUGUGCAUUGUGCGUAUUCGUGAAUCGUGAUCGUGUGGAACUGUGGACUUGAAAUCCAUCGUUUGAACGCAUCUAUUUACUUGAAAAAUCUUCAGCAUAAUCUUGAAAUACUUAGAUGUUUAAAUAAUGUAUCGGGAUCAAAUUUUAAAGUUUGCUCAAUAAUGGUUAUUAAGUAAGCACUUACUGCUCAUCUUCCAAUAUGAAACAGCAAAAAAUUGAAUGCUGGAACAUGUUCCGUUCUGCGUCGAUCUUGGCGAUAUUUUUUAUCGACGUCACAUUCGGAAACUGGGAAGAAUGGUGGACGUACGAUGGAAUAUCAGGUCCAGAAUAUUGGGGACGAUUAAAUCCAGAUUGGGGACUUUGUAAUAAGGGUAGAAGGCAGUCACCUAUAAAUGUAGAUCCGACCAAACUACUAUUCGAUCCAUUUCUACCAGCGGUCGACAUAAAUAAAGAAACAAUCAGUGGAAUGUUAAUCAACACCGGACAGUCGCUGGUUUUUCGGGUUGACAAGGAGAACAAAAAUCACGUGAAUAUUACCGGAGGUCCGUUAGCUUAUCGAUAUCAAUUUGAAGAAUUUUAUAUUCAUUUUGGAUCUACUGAUAAUUCAGGGUCAGAACAUAAAAUAGGCGGCUAUACAUUUCCAGCAGAGAUUCAGUUAUACGGAUAUAAUUCAGAAUUAUACCACAAUAUGUCAGAGGCUCAACAAAAAGCUCAGGGUACAGUUGGCAUUUCCAUAAUGGUUCAGAUCGCGAACGAGUCCAGCCCGUCGGAUAUUAGGAUUAUCACGACAUCUUUCAAAGACGUAAAAUUUAAAGGAAAUAAAAUUCCAAUACAGCACUUAUCGUUUCAACAUUUUUUACCUGAAACGAUAUCAUACAUGACGUACGAAGGAUCUCUAACGUACCCAGGUUGUUGGGAAACGACUGUUUGGAUUAUUUUAAAUAAGCCUAUUUUUAUUACCAAAUCUGAGUUGUAUGCUUUAAGAAAUUUAAAACGAGGCUCAAAAGAAGCGUCUUUGGGACCAUUAGGAGAUAAUUCCAGGCCUACUCAAGGCAUUUCAAAUAGAACUGUUCGAACGAAUAUCGAUUUCAAGAAGAUAACUACUAAAGAUCUAACUCUUGGAUCGACAGAAGAAGCUAGAAAUCAUAAUCUGACUUUCAACAUACCUGAAAUGGAGAAAAUUUUCAAGUUUCUACGGCUCCUCGUUGUAUAUCAGUCACAAAAACCCAUUCGGAAAUGAAAACAAAAGUGAAAGGAUUUGUCACAUGAUUUUUAUUAUUUCAUUACGAUCGCCCCCCUCCUAAAAAAUUAGAAGAUUUGAUCGGAGAUUUGCAUUGAUGUGUAAACUAUACCUUUACCUACCUACGUAUGUACAAGUUUGAAUAAAAGUUAGAAACGCUAUAAAAUACUUGCAUGUAUUUAGUACCUUAUACCUAUCUACUUACUCAUUAUAAAAAAUUUGAUUCAAAAAAUGCAUAAUGAAAUGUUAAUUACCUUUUGUAAAUACCUAUUAAGUAUACCUAAGAUUCAAACUUAUUUCCAAUACUCGUAUUAUACGUACCUAUAAAUGUAGAUAUGUCAUAUUUUAAUUUCUAGUCGUAUGUAAAUGCAGAAGCUUUGUAUAUUUUGUACUCGUGUUAAACAUUAUUAAACAUUUUUAUAAAAAUAGUUUCUUACAAUAUUUUUUACGUCUUCGUCAAACGUAACAAAUCAACAUUUGGUUGAGUAAAAUAAUUCUGCGAAUAAUGCGGGGGAAAAAGUUGUAGGUAUGUAUAGUUAGAGUAAAAGCCAUCAAACGUUUGCAUUGAAAAUACAAUUUCAGACGUGUAAUGUUAAAGAAUACAGAAUUCGAAUUCGAAAAAGAUAUUUUAGGACAGGUAAUUGAAAUGCCUUUGUAAAUUGAAUGGUCUUUGUGAGGAGACGUUUCAUUUUGUAAUAAUACGCUUGUAUGACCUUACAUUUGCCUGUUCAUUUUACAAUUUGCAUGUCAGUAACACAAUAGCGGUUGAAUAUUUUCACUGUCAUAGAAAUAAAACGUAAUACAAUAAAUUUAAUCUUGUUUA